AUGAAGACGACGGCACCUUUUUACUCGAUAUUCAAGCAUUUCACAUUCAGGCUAAUAUGUGCUGCUCUUUGCUUCGGAUUAUCAGGGAUGUCAAGAGGUACGUUAAUCGCCCGAAAACGCGUGUUCAAAUGGUUGAAAAAUAACUUGAAACAACAGGCCUCGACGAGGGCCUCAUUUCCACAUCCGUUGCUCAAAAUUCCUUUAUCAAUGAGUUUGGUCUGCAAGCCAAAUCCCCCCGAUGCAUCCCAGCAAGCGAAUCGCCUCUCGAAUAUCACCUCAAUGGUUCACAUUGGCAGCAUUCCCGGCGCGCUGAUCGCUUUCCUUCUUUGCGAGCGUAUGGGAAUGCUGUGGUCCAUGCGUCAGCUCUGUACGCUGUGGAUGGCGGGCAUUAUUAUCGUCAUCACUGCUAGUGGGAAACUGGGUCAAAUAUACGCUGGUCGUUUUAUAAUGGGACUUGGAAUUGGACAAGCUGGGGUUGUGGCGCCGACCUAUCUUGCAGAAAUUGCGCCCCGUAGCGCACGCGGUAUGCUGGUGUCUGUGUUUGGCAUGUCGGAAUAUAUUGGAAUUAUGGUUGGAUACUUCGCAGCAUGGGGAGCAGCGGUGCAUUUGUCGAGCAAUUCUUCUCGGCAGUGGAUUAUCCCGCAGUCGAUACAAAUAAUUGUAGCGGGUCUUCUGAUUAUGGGUUCUUUUCUUUGUGAAGAGAGUCCUCGGCAUCUAUGUCGACUAGGUAAAUGGGAUGAAGCAGGCAGGGCUUUGGGGAAAAUAUGGGGCCUGCCAGAUGACCAUAAUGAAGUUUCAGCGGAACUGGAAGGGAUCAAAGGACAAUUGGAGCAUGAACAAGAGCGCUCUUUAUACAGAUCAUGUAUUGGAUCUCUGAAGGAACUUUUCCUUUCUCGAUCUAAUCUCAGGAGAUUAUUGUUCGUGAUAUCUUCCCAGAUUCUUAGUCAAUGGUCUGGGGCCAAUUCUCUCACAACAUAUGCGCCCGAGUUAUUCUCCUUGUUUGGAAUCAAUGGUCAAUCCGAAAAGCUAUUCACAACAGCGAUCUUCGGUGCCGUCAAAUUUGUGGCAUCUCUUUUCUGUGCUAUCUUACUCAUCGACCACAUUGGCCGGAAACGGUCUUUGAUCUCGGGAAUUGUAGUACAACAAGUGGCCAUGCUGUACAUUGCAAUAUUUCUUACUGUUAACGCAUCCUUGGCUGGCGAUGAAUCCCCUUCGAGCAAAAGAGCAGCCCUCGGUGCCAUUGUCUUCAUCUACUUUGUAGGUAUCGGGUGGGCUAUGGGUUGGAAUUCGAUUCAGUAUUUGCUAAACGCUGAGAUAUUUCCUUUGCGAGUUCGCGCGACUGGCUCGAGCCUUUUGAUGUGUUUCCAUUAUGUCAAUCGCUACGGACUGUCCAAGGCUGUUCCGUCCAUUUUAUUGCAAAACUCCCUACAGUCUGAAGGGACCUUUUGGUUCUUUUCUAUAAUGACAUUUUUCGGUCUAUUAUGGGCGUGGAUUCUGCUACCGGAGACUGCUGGUCGGACUUUGGAGGAUACAAAUGGCCUUUUU
Penicillium cosmopolitanum is the source of this 1545-nucleotide messenger RNA. RefSeq lists its product as uncharacterized. The transcript has 4 exons. The annotation marks the transcript as partial. Gene Ontology annotation, molecular function: carbohydrate:proton symporter activity. The record is from RefSeq and is a predicted model, not a curated record. NCBI's taxonomy places the organism in Eukaryota, Fungi, Ascomycota, Eurotiomycetes, Eurotiales, Aspergillaceae. Gene Ontology annotation, cellular component: membrane. Gene Ontology annotation, biological process: carbohydrate transport; transmembrane transport.